Molecule: messenger RNA, 4057 nt
Organism: Caretta caretta (loggerhead turtle)
Lineage: Eukaryota; Metazoa; Chordata; Testudines; Cheloniidae
Source: RefSeq, a predicted model, not a curated record
AUGAGCAACGCAUCCUGUCAUGGGAUUGUCCAUCUCGUGGGACGGACAAAGCAGAAGGGUCAGUCACCCUUCUGGAGGGAAACACAGCUGGUGGCUGAGCUGAGAACACAGCUCCCAGCCCCAGAGGGACCCGUUCAGCAUGGCGCUAACUCUCCUUCUGCCUGUGCUGGCCUCUCUCCAGCUCCUUCCCCGGCUGGUGUCCCCUGCAGCUAACCACCCAGCCCCAGCCUUCUCCGUGCAUCCCCAGAAGGUUGAAUACCUACUUGGAGACAUCGUGGGCCUCACAUGCUCUGCUCCCCCUGCAAAGGAUCGGGUGUCGGUAUUCCAAUACUACAGCAAUAUGGGAUGGGCUGUUUCAGCCAAGGUGUCCUCCGGGUGGAAACACACCUACAACCUCAACAUCACCGAGCCACGGAUUGCGGGUUCGUACAGUUGUAACUAUUACACGGGCAAGCCUGGUCAUUUCGUCCACUCCGGGGAGAGCAACCGGAUCACCAUCAGAGUCAAAGACCCCCCUGCAGAGCCGACACUGAGUGUGGAUCCCACGUCUGGAGUGGUGAGCGAAGGGCACCCCCUACUCAUCACCUGUACAGCCCCUGGGGACGCCAGAGAGCUGAGGUUUCACUUCUACCAGGAUGGAGCCAAGAUCAUCCCUGGGGACGCUGGGUCUGAGAUCAGCACCGCGGAGACCAGGACUAGCUCAAUGACAGUCUCUGUGCUCAGCAUCCCGCGAGUUGACACCAACAGCACCGGGGAAUACACCUGUCAGUACGAGGAGAAACAGAGUGAGAGGUGGAUCCUGUCCACCAGGAGCCAGGCUGUGACUGUUACCUUGAAAGAUCCCCCUCCACGACCAGUGCUGAGCAUGGAUCCCCCAUCAGGAGAGGUGAACGAAGGUUUCCCUCUGCUCAUCACCUGCACAGCCCCUGGGGCUGCCAGCGAAUGGAGGUUUCACUUCUACAAAGAUGGAGCAAAGAUUGUCCCUGGGGAUGUGGGGUCUGAGAUCAGCAUCAAGGAGCCCGGCACCAGCUCUAGGAAUGUCUCUGUGCUGAGCAUCCCACGGGCUGGUCUCAACAGCGCCGGGGAAUUCACCUGCGGGUAUGAGGAGAAUGUGAGCGGAAGGUGGGUCCCAUCCCCAAGGAGCUGGCCUGUGAACAUCACCGUGAAGGAUCCCCUUCCCUUGCCGGUGCUGAGCCUGGAUCCCCCAUCUGGGGUGGUGAUCAAGGGGGUCCCCUUAGUCCUCACCUGCACAGCCCCUGGAGAUGCCAGCGAGUGGAGAUUUCACUUCUAUAAAGACGGGGCUGAGAUUGUCCCCGGAGACAUGGGGUCUGAGAUCAGCAUCAAAGAGUCCAGCACGGAUUCCAUGAUGCUCACUUUCCCAAGGGCUGGUCCUGCGAGCUCCGGGGAAUUCACCUGCGGCUAUGAGGAGAACGUGAGGGGGAGGUGGAUCCUGUCCCGCAGGAGUCAGGCUGUGAACGUCACCACGAAGGAUCCCCUACCCUUGCCGGUGCUGAGCCUGGAUCCCCCAUCUGGGGUGGUGAUCAAGGGGGUCCCCUUAGUCCUCACCUGCACAGCCCCUGGAGAUGCCAGCGAGUGGAGAUUUCACUUCUACAAGGACGGGGCUGAGAUUAUCCACGGGGAAAUGGGGUCUGAGAUCAGCACCAAAGAGUCCAGCACGGAUUCUAUGAUGCUCACUUUCCCAAGGGCUGGUCCUGCAAGCUCCGGGGAAUUCACCUGCGGCUAUGAGGAGAACUUGAGGGGGAGGUGGAUCCCGUCCCCCAGGAGUCGGGCUGUGAACGUCACCAUGAAGGCUACCUGGUCUCUGCCCAUCGCCCUGGCGGCUGGGUGCGUUGGUGCCGCGGUGGGUCUGGUUCUGCUGCUGCUUCUCAUCUGUUUCUACAAGAGGAAGAAGAAAGGUUUCAAGUGGGAGCGAAGGAGGAGAACCGAGAACGAUGGUUCCAUCAGCAGUUACUCACCUAUACCUUUGGCAAUGAUCAACCCAGACACUCUUUAACCUCCAGGGGAAAUUACACUGUCCUACCUCAGUGCAUGGGGCUGGACUUCAAGCUCCUUGCCUCUGUGUCCCCUCAGCUCCUUGCCUCUGUGUUCCCUGAAACAUCAUAGGGCCAAUGAAGAUCUGUGAAGCUUACCACACUCACUGUGCAUAUUCUCCCAAGGUCUCCUUCAUACUGGCAGGCACACACCAAGUCUCCAGCCGAAAACAUCCCUGGCAAAAUGAGAUGUGAUUGUGUCUCUUUGCCUGCUGCAGAGAGACUGGGACUGUUCAAAAGGAAGGAAGAAGUUUCUAUUCUCCCAACUUCUCAGCAAAUCUCCCCUUUACCAGGAACGUUCAAGCUGAUGUAAAUCUCUGUAAAUUUCCCAUCUCCUGUUUGUCAUUAAACCUCCCUUUAACCUCCUAUGGUCUUUCUGCCGCCCCCUCCCCCAUGAUUCUAUAAAAUGAGACAUGUCAGGCUGGAAGGGACCUGGAGGGGUCAUGAAGUCCAGCCCCAUGCACUGAGGUAGGACGAUGUAGACCAGUGCUACUCAAAGCAGUGGUCCGCGGAUUGGUGCCGGUCUGUGAGCCAUCAGCUGCCAGUCUGCGUGCACACUGGGGAAAAAAAUUGCCGGUCCCCCACGUCAGAUUGCUUGAGAAGCACUGAUGUAGACCAUCUCCAACAGGUGUUUGUCCCACCUGGUCUCCAAAGCCUCCAGAGAUGGGGCUUCCACAACCUCCUUUGGAAGCCGAUUACAGAGCUUAACUCCCCUUACAGUUAGAAACUUUUCCCUAAGAUGAGGAAUAAUUGAUCCCCGCCCUCUUUGUAACAGCCCUUCACAUAUUGGAAGACUGUUAUCAGGUGCCCGCAGUCUUCUUUUCUCAAGACUAAAAAAGCCCGUUUUAAAAAAAAACCCUUUCCUCAUAGGUUAGGUUUUCGAAACCUUUGAUCAUUUUUGUUGCUCUCCUCUGGACUCUCUCGAAUUUGUCCACAUCUUUCCUAAAAUCCCAGAAUUGGACGCAGUUCUCCAGCUGACAUCUCCCCAAUGCUGAGUAGAGUAGGAGAAUGACCUUCCAUGGUUUACAUAUAAGACUCCUGUUAAUACACCCCAGAAUGAUAUUAGCCUUUUUCACAGCUGCAUCGUGUUGGGGACUCAUCUGCAAUUUGUGAUCCACCCUAACCCUGGAUCCUUGUCAGCAGUACGACCCUCCUAGCCAGUUAGUCCCCAGUUUGCAGCUGUGCCUUUGAUUUUUCCUUCCUAAGUGAAAUUAUUUGCACUUCAAGUAUCAGAGGGGUAGCCAUGUUAGUCUGUAUCCACAAAAACUUUUCACUUGUCUCUAUUUAAUUUCUUCCUGUUGAUUUCAGGCCAGUUCCCCAACUUGUCAAGGUUGUUUUGAAUUCUAAUCCUGUCCUCCAAAGCGCUUGCCACCCCUCCCAGUUUGGUGUCCUCCUCUAAGCCUGUUUUCCACUCUCCAUUCUCCAAGUAAUUCAUGAAAAUAUUGACUAGUACCAGACCAUAAUUGAGCCCUGUGGGACACCAUUAGGUACACCCUCUUGCUUUAAUGGCAAACCAUUGCUAACUACUCUUUGAGGAUGGUCUUUCAACCCGUUGUGCACCCAGCUUAUAAUAAUUUCACCUAGACCACAUUUCCCUAGUUUGCUUAUGAGAAUGUUAUGUGGGACUGUUGAACACCGGACUAAAAUCAAGAUACAUCACGUCUAUUGCUUCCUCCCAUCCACGAAGCUAGUAACCCUGCCAAAGAAGGAAAUGAGGUUGCUUUGGCAUGAUUUGCUCUUGACAAAUCCAUGCUGGCUCUUUCUAAUGAUCUUCUUAUCUUCUAGGUGCUCACAGAUUGAUUGCUUAAUAAUUUGUUCCAGCAUCUUUCCAGGUAUUGAAGUUAGACUGACUGGUUCAUAAUAAAUAAGGUCUUCCUUCUUCCCCUUUUUAAAGAUGGCUACCAUGUUUGCCCUUCCCCAGGUCUCUGGAAUAUCACCCAUGCUCCAUGACUUCUCUAAGAUAAUCACUGAUGGUUCUGAGAUUGUUUCAGCUAAUUCCUUAAGUA